AGUGUGACCCUAAGCCAGCCCCUGAUUGGUGGGCCCGUCUGUGGGAGGAGCUUGUGGUCGGCAUGUUUUUGCAGCCUCACGGUCAGUCAGCAGCGAACUCAGGCUCAUUAAGCUGAUCCAGGGCGUGUUCCGGACGUGCGACCGCGGUGUCUGGUGACGCACGUGCUGAGGGCCUCUCUGCCGUCAUGUCAGCCUGGAUGCGACAGCACAGGUCCGCUGGCACCGUCCAUGAGACUCUCGUCGAUGACAAACAUAAUCUGAUGAUCCACGUCUAUUAUUGAAAGUUCUAGAUCUCCUAUGAUUCCGAUUCUCCCCGUUAGAAGCCAAACAGCAUGUGAUGGACCUGGAGCAGUGUUAUCGACAGGAGGCGGCCCCGCCCAUAAGCGCCGUCGUCACCACUUGAAAUUGCUAGUGGGCCUGGAGGACGAUCGGCGAGGUAGCGCAGUCGCAUCGCUGGAGGACGGGAAUCGGACUGGCUCCGGCUUGCGCUCCAGCUCCGAGAUGUGGACCGAAAUAGGAAAGGUGAUGCUGCUGCAUUUAUUUCUUGUGGAGCUACCCUCCGCAAAAGGAUCUACAACAGAAUGUGAGACGGGUCAGUUUCAGUGCAAAAACGGAAGGUGUAUACCUACGAUCUGGAGAUGCGAUGAUGAUGACGAUUGCUCAGACAGCAGCGACGAAGAGAACUGUCCGGCAAAAAAUACCUGUGGCCCGACGGACUUCACCUGCAGCAACGGCCAAUGCGUGCCUGCUAGGUGGCGUUGCGAUGGCGAGCCCGAGUGCUCUGAUGGGUCUGAUGAAGUGGACUCCACAUGCAGUCGACAGACGUGCCCCCCGGAGAAGUUCGACUGCGGCGGCUCCACCAACAGGUGCGUGUCGCUGUCAUGGCGAUGCGACGGAGAGCGGGACUGCGAGAACGGGGCCGAUGAGAAGGAGUGUGCCGCAGACGCCAAAGCCUGUGGCAGUGACGAGUUCCAGUGCGCCGACCACAAGUGCGUGGCGAGCUCGCUGCGCUGCGAUGGCGACGACGACUGCGGCGACGGCAGCGACGAGGAGGCAUGCGCCGCGCCCACCUGUGGCCCGCACCAAUUCCGCUGUGACAACUCGGAGUGCGUGCCGCUACUGUGGAGCUGCGACGGCGACCCUGACUGUGCCGAUCGCUCCGACGAGUCUGCGGAGCGCUGUGGCACGCGCCGCACAGCUCCUCCCAUCCCCGGAUCCCGAUGUGGCCCCGCCGAGUUCCGGUGUGGCAGUGGCGAGUGUGUGCGCCUGGCCUGGAAAUGCGACGGCGACGGUGACUGCAAGGACAAGUCUGAUGAAGUGGACUGCCCCCUGCUGACGUGUCGCCCUGACGAGUUCCAGUGCAGCGACGGCUCCUGCAUCCACGGCACCAAGCAGUGUGACAAGGUGCACGACUGUCCCGACUCCAGCGACGAGGCUGGAUGCAUUAACGCCACCAAGUGCGAAGGGCCCCAGAAGUUUAUGUGCAAGAACGGAGAGUGCAUCGAGGGCAGCCGCGUGUGCGACACUAACCGGGACUGCAAGGACUGGUCCGACGAGCCGGCCAAGGAGUGCGGUCUGAACGAGUGUGCCAUCAACAAUGGCGGCUGCUCCCACAUCUGCACUGAUCGCCGAAUCGGCUACGAGUGCGGCUGCCCCCCAGGAUACAAGCUUCUGGACAAGAAGACGUGUGGAGAUAUAGAUGAAUGCGCCAACCCCAAUGCCUGCAGCCAGAUCUGCAUCAACUACAAAGGCGACUACAAAUGCGAGUGUUACGAGGGCUACGAGAUGGACCCCGUCACCAAGACCUGCAAGGCGGAGGGCAAGACCCCCUACCUGAUGUUCACUAACCGGCACGAGAUCCGCCGCAUCGACCUAGUGAAGAGGGACUACACGCAGGUGGGGCCCACGCUGAAGAACGUGGUGGCGCUGGACGUCGACGUGUCCACCAACAGGAUGUACUGGUGUGAUCUGUUCCACCGCAAGAUCUACAGUGCGCACAUCAGCAAGGCCAGUGACUCCUUCCAGCAGGUGACCCUGAUCGACUCGGCGCUGCUCUUGCCUGGGGGCCUGGCUCUGGACUGGGUCCACAAGAACCUGUACUGGACCGACUCCGGGGAGAAGAGCAUCUCCAUGACGACGGUGGAUGGCAAGAAGAGAAGGGUCCUGAUCAACACAGACCUGAGCGAGCCCCGCGCCAUCGCCGUCGACCCCAAGCAAGGAUUUAUGUACUGGUCUGACUGGGGAGUGCAGGCUAAAAUAGAGAAGGCGGGCCUGAACGGAGUGGACCGCCAGAUUCUGGUGUCCGAGAUGAUUGAGUGGCCCAACGGCAUCACUUUGGACUUGCCCAACAGACGCUUGUACUGGGUGGACUCUAAACUCCAUCUCAUCUCAAGCAUCGACUUCACGGGCACCAACAGGAAGGUGCUGCUGUCCUCGGCAGACCAGCUGAAUCACCCCUUCGCCCUGACCGUGUUUGAGGACAGGCUGUACUGGACCGACCUGCAGAGAGACGCCAUUUUCAGCGCCAACCGUCUGACAGGUAGCGACGUGGUCACGUUGGCUGAACACCUGAACAACCCGCACGACAUCGUGGUGUUCCAUGAGCUGCGGCAGCCCAAAGCACCAGACAGCUGUAACAUGGGGGGUGUGCACAAUGGGGGGUGUGAGUACCUGUGUCUGAAAGCCCCCCAAAUUACGGAGCACUCCCCUAAAUACACCUGCGCAUGCCCUGCCGGGAAGGAGCUGGGUCCAGACAUGCGGAAAUGCGUGCCAGUUUCACCACCCAUCAAAUCCAAAACGACUCCCGUGGCCCCCAGGCGCACCCCCACCAUCUCAGCUGGAACAUCUGGGACUAUAGCAGCACCCCCUGCGGCCACGAGGGUGUCCGUGUCCCCAAAGACCUCCACAUACACGCCAGCCCCUUGGUCCUCCGACCCGGGCAGCAGGACGGCCCCCACGGCCCUGCGGCCCUCCCCCAGCAUGCAGCCCGAUCGCGCCUUGGGGGAGAAAACCAACAUGUCCCACCACUCUGGGAAUGAGCACUUUCUUCUUGGCAACCAGGUGGUGGCAGCGUUGAGCGUCGUCAUCCCUAUAGUGGUCGCCGGCCUCCUGUGUAGCGGCGGCUACCUGAUCUGGCACAACUGGCGGCGGAGGAACACGAAGAGCAUGAACUUUGACAACCCCGUGUACCGGAAGAGCGCCGAGGGGGAGGAGGACGAGAUCCACAUCGGCCGGACCGAGUCGCUGGGCCACGUGUACCCAGCCCUGGCAGCAAGCAGCGGAGUCGCCGGCGGAGUUUGUCAGCCCUUCAUCGCACUGCCAUUAGGGGGUGCCAGUACACCUGAUCCGGGGACACACUGGUACGUGGGACAGCCGGCGCUCUCUGGCACCAAGUGAGGCUUCGGCCAGGAACGGACAGCUGCUCUGGCACACGCACAACGACCCUGUCGCCUAGGCGAUGCCGGUCAUGUCCAGUCCAGCCCCGUGACCGGUGACUUGCAGAAUCUUACCUAAUCUUUUUUUAUACCGAGUUUGGGAACAGAGUGUUAUUUUUGAUGGGUCACAAAUGGAUGCAUUUUAGCAUUGUCACUCGCCUCGUUCUCUCAUGUCCCGUACGAGAGGCCUUCGAUCAAGCAGAAUCACCUUCCGGCCUCUUUGCUCGGCUCCAGGCCCCCACCUCGUCCCCAAAGAACGG
Messenger RNA from Brienomyrus brachyistius, 3694 nucleotides. Its product is annotated as low-density lipoprotein receptor-related protein 8-like. Gene Ontology annotation, molecular function: calcium ion binding; protein binding. The coding region runs from base 298 to 3396 and encodes 1032 amino acids. The record is from RefSeq and is a predicted model, not a curated record. The transcript is spliced from 21 exons. NCBI's taxonomy places the organism in Eukaryota, Metazoa, Chordata, Actinopteri, Osteoglossiformes, Mormyridae.